UCGCUUCCCGAGGUCGCACGACUGGUUGUGACCACGGUUAGUUCCUUCCACUAAGACAUACACAAAUAAAAAGACCCGGAAGACCGCCGGAAGUCGCACUACCGCGGGCGACUACCUAGGAAAAACCAUGACGACGAUACCGAUAAUCAACAUGGAGUUCGGCGAGCUCAAGGAGAUCAUCUGGUCGAAGCUGCAGGAGCCGAAGGCUCAGCGCAAGCUGGUCCUGGUCAUCGUCUCCAUAGCGCUGCUACUGGACAACAUGCUGUACAUGGUUAUAGUACCGAUCAUUCCCGAUUACCUUAAAUACGUCGGCGCGUUCGGGGAUAUCGAGGAACCACCGGUCAACGCCACCGGGCCGCCCGUGCAUCACGGCCAGGACUCCGCCACGGGGGUGUUGUUCGCGUCGAAGGCGAUCGUGCAGCUGAUGGUGAAUCCGUUCUCCGGCGCGUUGAUCGAUCGGAUCGGCUACGACAUCCCGAUGAUGAUCGGUCUCAGCAUCAUGUUCCUCUCGACCAGCGUGUUCGCGUGCGGCAAGAGUUACGGCGUGCUGUUCUUCGCGAGGAGCCUGCAGGGUGUCGGCUCCGCGUUCGCGGACACCGCCGGCCUCGCCAUGAUCGCCGAUCGCUUCACGGAGGAGUCGGAACGCUCGAAGGCGCUCGGCAUCGCCCUGGCGUUCAUCAGUUUCGGCUGCCUGGUCGCGCCGCCGUUCGGAGGCGCCCUUUACCAAUUCGCCGGUAAGGAGGUGCCGUUCCUGAUCCUGGCGUUCGUCAGCCUUGCGGACGGCUUCAUGUUACUGCUGGUGAUGAAACCGAUCAAGGAGCAGCUGCGCGACCGCCACCACGAGCAGAAGUCGACGAUACCGAUCUGGCGGCUGCUGAUGGACCCGUACAUCGCCGUGUGCGCGGGCGCCCUGAUGAUGUCCAACGUCGCGCUGGCCUUCCUCGAGCCUACGAUCUCGCUGUGGAUGGAGGACACCAUGACGCACGACAACUGGAAGAUCGGAAUGAUCUGGCUGCCGGCCUUCUUCCCACACGUGAUCGGCGUCGUGAUCACCGUGAAAAUGGCCAAGCAGUAUCCGCAGUAUCAGUGGCUGAUGGCGGCGGGCGGCCUCGCGCUCGAGGGCCUCUGCUGCUUCAUCAUACCGUUCUGCAGCUCAUACAAGUCGCUAAUGGUACCGAUCUGCGGCAUCUGCUUCGGUAUCGCGCUCAUCGACACCGCGCUACUGCCCACGCUCGGCUAUCUGGUGGACGUUAGGUACGUGUCGGUGUACGGCAGCAUCUACGCGAUCGCCGACAUAUCGUACAGCGUGGCGUACGCGGUGGGUCCGAUCAUAGCCGGCGGCGUCGUCGAGGCGAUCGGUUUCGUCGCCCUGAACAUCGGCAUCGCCUUCUCGAACCUGCUCUACGCGCCGGUCCUCUACUAUCUGCGUCACAUCUACGAUUUCAAGCCGUUCCAGGACGAGGCGAACAUACUGAUGCAAGACCCGCCCGACAAGGAGUAUCAGACGUACGUGCUGCAGGAGCAACGACCGAUCAGCGGCGAAAUCGGCAAUCACCUGAACCAGACGCGCAUGGAGACGAAUAUCGAUCAGGGCUACGAUCAGGGCUACCAGACGACGGGGCAGGUCGGAGGAUACGAUCAGCGCGCCGGCGGUUACGGCGCCAAGAGUGCAAUGGGCUACAACCAGCCUGCUCACGAGCAGCCGCCGGUCUACAAUCAACCGGGUGGCUACGGUCAACCGGGCGACUACGGCCAGCAAAGGAAUUACGCGGCCGAGCGCCAAGAUCAGCGGGGUCCUCAGGGCGACGUGAAUCCCUUCAGGAGGCCGGACGUGACGGAUCAGCGGCCGGCCGGGGACAGCAACCCCUUCAGGCAAGGGAUGUACUAGAGCGCCGCCGAGUGUCGCCGAGUAAGCGAUCUAACCGAUCGAGCGCGCGUCCCCUUCGCUCGAGAGUGCGUUCGAGAGUCUUCAUGACAGGCUUCCACUUGUAUCGGCAAGAGAGAAUUCGACGUUGCAUCCGCGGGUUGCACGGCGGCUCGGCGGAACAUCCGGCAGCGAUCACGACGGCGAUCGUGAUGCUCGAUCGGGAUCAGAGGGAGAGAUUGCCGACCACGCCGCGGCGUCCCGCCGAUCUCGAUGUCAUACUCGGAGUAUCGUCGGUGUUUACCGGGGACGGCUUCCAAAGUGAUUGAUCCCCUCGAAGCUCUCGCGAUGGGUUCACAUCCGCGAGCGGUGAAUCCUGACGGUCCUGGCAUCCGGUCGAGGUUCCGCGCGCAGCUGGUAAAUACGAAUCGCGAGGAGAGAGGGGGGAAAGGAAGGAGAUGGGGAGCGUUGCUGGACACGCGACGUUGGAAACGUGAGACGAGAGAAGUGGAGGGGAAAAGGGUCGGGCGAGCACGUGGAAAGGACAGUGGUCGUCUUCGUCGGAAAUAAGGACCUCGUGGAGAAUAAAAGUCGCAACAUCGAAAUAAAAUUAGAGUGAGAAGACGAGGGGAUGUGUGUCGGUGUUAUGUCGGAGAAAGGAGAAAAGACAGCGUUAUCUCCUUUAUGCGAGAGGUCAUUGCGCGAAGUGCAGUAGAAGGAGAGAAGGAGGAUUCACGACCGCGACGAAGGCUUCCCGUCAGCAAGGACCUUCGCUCGCGGAUUGCCGCUGGGCAAGUCUUGAGUUUUUAACGCUUUUCGUUGAUAAUCGUUCUACAUUGCUGAACGAAAAAUAUCAUAUCACUAAUUAAGGCGUCAGAAAAGUCUAGGUAGUAAGGUUUUAAGUUAAGUAGGCGAUUGUAUAGGGGGUUGUGACACGGGCGGUCGAUUUGCCCCACGAAUCGCUCUGUAUUGGUAAAGUACUCUCGUCCCUGCUUCGAGUUUUAAGUAAUAAACGUCACGUGAACAAUAUUUUAAUAGUAAAAUUUAGAUUACGAGAAUGUUAUUUUUGGUGACACGAAUCUGAAACUUUUAUGUGCGCGUAUAAAAUCGUUACGUAUUUUCUUAUUAACAAUAAUUUUUCUAGUAUGAGUAAGAGUGCAUUAUAAGCGUUGAAAAAAAUGGCAAAUAAUAAUUAAAAUUGUUUUAUUAAAGAUUUUUAGUCUAUUCAAUUUUCAAUGUCUGCAAACUUGCCUUUCUUUAAACCUUGUAACCAGUCGUCGACUUAAGAAAAAAUUCGAAAAAAAGUUAUCCUACUUUAAUAGAAUUUGAAACGAUGCCUUUUGCAAUUUAUACCAAUAAAGCAGAUAUAAUUGUUAUUGUUGCUAUAAUUGUUAGAAUUCUGAAGAAAUUAACUUCUAUUCUGUUAAAUAAAUAAAAAUUGAUACAUUCUUUUCAUUCGUAGUUUCCACCCUAAAGUUUCAAUAAGAUUCUUCUCUUCUAAUUUUUUGUUCCUUCGCGUCAACUUUAUGCGUCAACUUCUUUUGCACUAACCGAGUACUUUGCCGCAAUAAUAGAGCAAUACCAGUACCAAAGCGCGAGCGCGUCAAAGUAAACAUAUCUGUAUUUUUAUGAGAUUACUUUUCUAAUAGUAGAGAUAUAUUUCGUUUGAACCUUGUCAGGGGAGGUUUGAUUCACGCGGCAAGUGUCGCGUGUGAUAUCUAGACGUAUCUAGGCAUGCAUAAUAAUUUCUAUAUGUAUGUAAAUAUAUCAAAAAUUUCAUUAUGUGUCGGAGUGACUUGGACGCAAGGUUUGGCGGCGACUAUCGCAAACUGCUCUCACCGUGUAAGAGACGUUUCUAUUUAUUUCAGAUAUACCACUCAUUGUAUUUUAUUGUUAUCUCUUCUACUGUUUAUUCUUCUGUUUUAUUUAUUAUUUUUAGAGCUAUAUUCCACUAUACUAUUUCAAUCAAUUAUGUUACCCUUGCUUUUUCGUAACGUAUAGCACAAAUGAGUCUGAAAAAAAAACAAAGCUCCCUAUUCAAAGAUUAUUAAGAGGAAAAUUAUUUAAAUAUCGCGCAAAAACUUGAAUCUUCUCCCCGCGAUAUCCGCCAAGCCUUACGACCGAGGGCGCAGCACACAUUCGUACCUACUCGUCAAUACUAAGGAAGCGUCGCGAGAAGUAAGUAAAUAAGUUGUUAAUUAACUAGCACUAUAUACACUAUAUACCGGCACGGCGAUAUCACCGCCGCCGGCGUGUUGGACGCGAAAAGAAGGGGUUCCUCGAUCGCGCGGGGAAUCCGCUUCGCCUCGCGUCGAUCGGACUUCAGGACCACUCGCCCGGAUCAUCGUCGCGCGGAUCCUCGAGGAUCGAUUCGCGAGUGCUUUGAGUUAAUUCAGUGCCUGAACUUCGCAGUUUUUAUCCCUGUGGUCGCGAGACUCGUAGUACGAAUAACUGUAAAGCUCUCCCCAGUAAAAGAUCCAAGCAGGUAACCCGACCUAAAGUAACGUAGACACACACAUACACACACACACACACACACACACACAUACACACACAUACACACACACACCACACAAAAUUAGACCGCUAUACAUAUGUACCUAACAUAGAUUAUACGCGUUUUUUUUUGUUUUAUAGCCGUGGAAGAGAGAAGAGCGUGUUUUAUCUGCGCAAUGGCAUUUCGUUUCUAUGAGCUGGCCUCUAAAGUUAGGGAUUUUAUCGUAACGGCAACGUCCAGCCUGUUGAUUAUCGUCGCGAUUCCGCUAAAUAAAAUCAAUCCGAUAAGAUCUUGAAAUAAUGAAAUAAAGGAUCUUGUGCUUCUAACUCUCUAAUAGUGAAAUGUCCCUUUAAAUGUCCCCUUUUAGUUCAAAUGUAUAAGUUAAAAUAAUUAGAUAUAAUAAUAAAAUUCUACACAACGUAUUGCCAAUUACUUUGACGGAAAUUCUUUCGUUCCUUAUUUGAAAAAUACAUAUUUACGAUAAUUGCACAUUAAUCUUACGUCUUUUCGAUUGGACCAGCGAAGUCGAGCUACAAUGUCGAAGACGAUAAUGACCGGCAAGACGUUGCGUCAGUUGCACUACGGUUAUACAUACACAUUACACACAUAUCUAUAUAUAUAUAUAUAUAUCGUAUAUACGAAAUUAUAUUCGUAGCUUCUUCUGCUCUUGUAAAUAUAUAUAUUGCGCGUGAAAGGGAGAGGAAAGCGGCUUUUUCCUUCGCGCGGAUACGUCGCGUAUCGAGUGCCCCGGAACUACCGUCAAUCCUUUCCACUUGAAACAUUUUUUUCUUUAUCAUUACUUUCGUAAUAAAAAGCCACAACGCUUCUGUCAAAGCCCUCUGUUAAAACCGCUCUGAAUUGGAUAUUUCGUUAUCCGCUUUUAUCCGUGCAGCUUUAACCGCGAGGAAAUGACUCGCUCCACUUUCGAGCGUAUAUAUUUUUGAUGAUCAAAGCCGCAAUGAUCGACGUUCAGUUGUCCGUUUGACCUAUAAGCCUUCAUGCUCCCCGACAUUCGCGACGGUAGUCCCGGUAGUACUCGGUAUAUCUUGCCUACUUGUAUCAUAUCGUUCGUAAGUGUUGUGAACGCGACGCGGUGUGUGUACGUGAGCAUAAAAUCCUCUUUCUUCUGCGUCGGGACUGAAGGCCAGUGCUGGGCAAAGGUGGUUAUUGUCCUGACACUCGUAGAAAUAGAACCUGGGGAUCUUAAAAGCGAAAUAGCAGAAAACUGGAUUUUCUGGGAAAAUGAGAUAAGUUUCUUCUUGAAUAAAGAAGACGAGACGUACGCAUUUUCUCUCUGGCGUGUCUUGAAAAGUUGUCACGUGAGUCGCUUCUUUACGCUGAGAGCGUAGCGGCUUUUAAAAGUUUUACCGCCGCAAACAAAAGACCCUUUGUGCUGGGAAAAGUUAUUUUGUCCUUAAGAAUUAUUUCUCCCUCGAGAAAGAAAACAUUGCUUUUGAGAUCCCCAGCUAAUUAUACGAUAAGUGAAAAACUCGCUGUUAUUAUACACAUACACAUAUUUUGUUAAGUUUCGAUAAUUAUAUGAUGUAUUUGUUAUAAUUAUAAAGUCGGAGCGAAAAUUUUCCCUAUAUAUUGUGUACAGAAGAUCCCUAAAUUCCACAUAUUGAUAGCUUGUAGAUAAUUAUUUAUCAGACGAAUUCGCGGAUUAUUCGUUGCUUCUCCUAUGCUUGGGAAAAAAAAUUCUAAAUUACCUGAAACAAUCUCGAGCCCUCGAGAUACGUUAAGGCUUCUAAAGUAGUUGAUUGUGUAAGUAACUUCCUCAGUGGCACACACAUACGUCGUGCGAGACAAACGGUGCGCAAAGUGCGUCCUGUAUAUCGCGUGAAACCUUGCUCAGCACUAUCGGGUACGACGUUUAGAGUGAAAACACGGGCGCUAGUUUCCCAACGAUAUUUUUCUCACCUCGAAACCUCGAGUCUAAUUCCCAAGUGUUGCGAGGCGACGGGAGCAGUCCGUUACGACAGAAAAACGUUCGCAAUAUACGUGAACACAUAUCAUAAGAAGGGAGAGGCGAGACGCGUGGAGAAAUGGUCACCGGGAUUAUAUGUAUCUAAUUAUCCGUGAAUAAUGCAUAUUAUCCAUGCGCGAUGAAGUGCAUCCCGAGAAAUUAUCCGUAAGCGUAGCGUAACUUAAAUGCAAUACAUCCGCACUUUGCGCAUACACACACACACAGAUACACGUACAUAUAUACAUACAUAUAUACAAAUGUACAGACGUACCAGGCAAGACAUCGAUACAUGCAUACACUCGCGAUUCUAUACGUAUACGCAAAGACACAUUAUGUAUGUAUAUUUUAUUUGAAAAACCAAGUAAUUCGAAAUGCGUAUGUAAUUGAAAUCCUAUGACACUGUAAUGUUGUUGAACCGGUUAUUAAAGAUGUCAUUGUUACCGAAGAAUACCACGUGUUGCACUUUAUGCUACGAUUCAUAUUUAAUUAGACAAACACAUGAAAAUCUAUUUGGAUAUUUUUUUUCGAGAUCUAAAUUAAAAUAGUUAUUUUAUUAUAUUCUGAAAAUUUUUGAUCCUCAUAUGUUUUUCAAUUACGAAGUAAUAAAAGUAAAUUAGAAUAAUAAGUUGGAUAUUAAGCCGAUAUGUGAAUGACACAAGAAAUAAAAAGAAAUACCAUUUUUUCGAUUAA
Messenger RNA from Monomorium pharaonis (pharaoh ant), 7017 nucleotides. It is a transcript of the gene VAChT, whose product is annotated as vesicular acetylcholine transporter. Gene Ontology annotation, molecular function: acetylcholine transmembrane transporter activity; xenobiotic transmembrane transporter activity. NCBI's taxonomy places the organism in Eukaryota, Metazoa, Arthropoda, Insecta, Hymenoptera, Formicidae. The transcript has a single exon. Gene Ontology annotation, cellular component: membrane; AP-1 adaptor complex; AP-2 adaptor complex. The coding region runs from base 128 to 1888 and encodes 586 amino acids. The record is from RefSeq and is a predicted model, not a curated record. Gene Ontology annotation, biological process: chemical synaptic transmission; transmembrane transport; xenobiotic transport.